AACAUAGAAAAUCUUUUGCUCAUCACAAUUCUCAAAUCAAAGCAGGCUCAAUUUAUUUGUCCUAUUGACCACACAUUCCCUCAGCGAAUCAAAGAGCGGAUAACAAAACAGGGCCAAAGAUGCCAUUGAAACCUCCCCAUCUUCAUCUCCACCGUAGCUUAUCGCCCACAGCAAAGCCUCUCACUCCACCGUAUCAUCUGGCAUCAAACUUGCUCCCUGCACCGGCCGCAUUGAAUCUGAAGAAGAGUGGAGCAACAAGGCUGAGAAACCAACGGCAGAGAUCAUCUAAGGCUGCAAUCUCAGCCUCACUUGGGCCACUCGAUCUGACAGAGGAUAACAUCAAGCAGGUCCUGGAUGAUGCUAGAGUUGAGUUGGCCCAACUAUUUGACACUUCUGUUAACAUAACAGGAAAAGCAGAACUUGCUGAAGUAGACGGACCGUAUGUGAAGAUCAGCCUCAGCGGCCGGUUUUGGCAUAAACGUUCCACGGUUUUGGCCAGGCUUGGGAAUUACUUGAAGCAGAGAAUCCAGGAAAUAUUGGAGGUUGAUAUUGAGGAUGAGAAACAGUUGGAUGAUAGCCCAGAAAACUUCUGAACUGAUGCUCAUUGUCCAGGCCUGAUUUUUGCUUAAUUUUCUUGUAGUUCUAUUAACCACAACUGCUGUUCUGUCAGUCUAUUCUCACUCCCUUUUUAGUACCUAAAGUUCCUUCCUCUUAAUUUUAUAUAACUAUUUAUAUAGUUACUUGUACCAAGAA
Messenger RNA from Sesamum indicum (sesame), 753 nucleotides. The record is from RefSeq and is a predicted model, not a curated record. Lineage: Eukaryota; Viridiplantae; Streptophyta; Magnoliopsida; Lamiales; Pedaliaceae.